Messenger RNA from Encephalitozoon romaleae SJ-2008, 402 nucleotides. Its product is annotated as T-complex protein 1 subunit zeta. Gene Ontology annotation, molecular function: ATP binding. The record is from RefSeq and is a predicted model, not a curated record. The transcript has a single exon. NCBI's taxonomy places the organism in Eukaryota, Fungi, Microsporidia, Unikaryonidae. The coding region runs from base 1 to 402 and encodes 133 amino acids.
AUGUCCAGGAUGGAAUCUGGUAUCCGAGGAGCUUUGAAGAGCCUGUACAUCUCUCUAAAGAACAGAAAAUAUAUUGAAGGAGGAUACUCGCUUUACAGGUCACUGAUUUCUUACAUCAGAGAGAAGAUGAACAGUGUUUCUGAGAAGGACGUAGUUGGAUACAAAGUAAUGGAAAACUCUUUUCUUAAUGUGGUCAAGGCUUUGCUGAGAAACUCCGGUAAGGAUAUACAGGAAGAGCUUACGAGGAUUCUCAGAGGAGGGGAAUGCGAAAGGGUUGUUGACAAUUCCUGUGUAGUUUCAGCUGUGAUCUCGAACUCCACUGUUGUUGCCACAAGCUUAUUACUAGUUGAUGAGAUAAUUAAGGCAGGAAAGCCAAUAAAGGAGAACAAACCCGAGAAUUAA